Messenger RNA from Theileria orientalis strain Shintoku, 1092 nucleotides. Its product is annotated as ADP-ribosylation factor GTPase activating protein. Gene Ontology annotation, biological process: regulation of ARF protein signal transduction; regulation of endocytosis. The transcript is spliced from 5 exons. Gene Ontology annotation, cellular component: Golgi membrane. Lineage: Eukaryota; Apicomplexa; Aconoidasida; Piroplasmida; Theileriidae. Gene Ontology annotation, molecular function: GTPase activator activity. The record is from RefSeq and is a predicted model, not a curated record. Bases 1 to 1092 code for a protein of 363 amino acids.
AUGGCAGAAGGCAAGGAGAUUAUCCACUUACAUGAACUGCUCGCCAUUGAGACGAACAAUACCUGCUUUGACUGCGGAUCGGUGGGUCCGACCUGGGCGUCACUAUCUCACGGAAGUUUCAUAUGCCUCACCUGUUCAGGCAUCCACAGGGGUUUUGGGCUUCAGGUCAGCUUCGUUAAGAGCAUAACCAUGGAUUCCUGGACCACGCGCCAGCUGCUGUACAUGAAGCACGGAGGAAACGCUAACCUGAAGUCGUUUUUCGACGAAUAUAAGAUCAUGGACCUGCCGAUAACGUCCAGAUACAAAACUGAGGGCGCCGCCUACUACAGAAGAAGACUGAGGGCCAUUGUUGACGGCACGCCAAUACCGCCGGCUCUGGACCCGGCGAUUGCGCUCCAGCCCGAGUCCCAGAUAUCAGACUACUACAACAGCGCGACUCCCGAGCCCGUGAUGGCGCCAGAGGAGAUGAAAAGACCGCCUUCGAAGAAGGGCCUUCCCUACUCCUCAUCGAAUUUUGUGCAAAGCGAUGUGUUCAACUCACUAGGAUCGACGCUGGGAUCCUUUGUCCAGUCGGCGUACGCGAAUGCCGAAAAGGCGGUGUCAGACAUACAAUCGAGUCACGUGUUUGAUAAUGCCAAGGGGGUGCUGGAAACGAGUAAAGUUUGGUUCAAAGAUAAGAGUAAGAAGCUGGCGACCCAAGUGCAGGACCCGGAUUGGUGGGAGGAGAAGGAGAUGAAGGCGAAGGUGGGAGCCCAGAAGGUGGCAACGCAGCUGACGCACGCCGCGAGCAACGCAUCCGAGUGGUUUCAACGCAUAGUGACGGGAAUACCAGUAUCGUCGCAGAGUCCACACGCCUCAUUUGACGACGGACAGCCCAGUGGACUGUCGACCCAGCCAGUUGGAGUGAGCGGAGGAGCAUCGCUGUGGAGCAGUCAGACUAAAGAUUUAGACGACGAUCCAAUGAUGGGACCAUUUAAAAAAUCCUCAUUCAAAAAGGGCGCAGAACCAGAGAGCUGGCUGUCAGGACUGUUUGAGGUUACAAAGAUAACUAUGUUGACAAGAUACGAAGUUGUUGAUUUAAAUGAAGCAUAA